Messenger RNA from Toxotes jaculatrix (banded archerfish), 5991 nucleotides. Its product is annotated as electrogenic sodium bicarbonate cotransporter 1-like. Gene Ontology annotation, cellular component: basolateral plasma membrane; plasma membrane. Lineage: Eukaryota; Metazoa; Chordata; Actinopteri; Toxotidae. The record is from RefSeq and is a predicted model, not a curated record. Gene Ontology annotation, molecular function: sodium:bicarbonate symporter activity; monoatomic anion transmembrane transporter activity; solute:inorganic anion antiporter activity. The transcript has 26 exons. Bases 325 to 3549 code for a protein of 1074 amino acids. Gene Ontology annotation, biological process: transmembrane transport; monoatomic anion transport; regulation of intracellular pH.
UGCGCUCUCAGAGGCUGUCCGCACGCUUCCAGCGAGACACAAAACCAGACUUUUCUCCAAGAUGACAUUUAGGCACGACCUGAAGAAGUCCAGCACGAUAUGAGGAUUGUGUCUUACGAGUUACAGCUGAUUUGUAGAGUCGAAGAAAUCAUUCCAGCGAGAUAGCUCCAGCUCCUGGACUUUCUUACUUCUAUCCACUUGAGAAAGGCGACAGCAAGAGUAGGUGAAGAUUUUCAAACACCGACUACAACAGCAACUUCAACAAGUGAGCAGAACAACUGCUGGACGUCGGGCUGACCGUCUCCGAAGGCGAAGUUUGUCACCAUGAGUUCCGAAAAGAGCAAAAUGGAGGAUGAAGCAGUGUUGGACAGAGGAGCUUCCUUUGUCAAGCAUGUCUGCGAUGAAGAGGAAGUAGAAGGUCACCACACUGUGUACAUUGGCGUUCACGUUCCCAAGAGCUACCACCGGAGGAGGCGCCACAGACGCAAGUCUAGCCACAAGGAGAAGCGGGAACGAGCCGAACAGAGCACGGAAGGAUACAAGUCCGAUGGAGAGAACGCAGACGAAUCCUCUGCAAACAUCCUCAAACCUCUCAUUUCUCCAGCUGAGAGGAUCAGGUUUAUGCUGGGAGAGGAGGACGAUGGCCCCCCACCACCUCAGCUCUUCACUGAGCUGGACGAGCUACUAUCUGUGGAUGGACAGGAGAUGGAGUGGAAGGAGACAGCCAGAUGGAUCAAGUUUGAAGAAAAGGUGGAGAAGGGCGGCGAGCGCUGGAGUAAACCUCAUGUGGCCACGCUGUCCUUACACAGCUUGAUGGAACUCAAAAACUGCAUCGAGAAGGGCACAAUAAUGUUGGACCUGGAGGCCUCUACACUGCCACAGGUUGUCGAGACAAUCAUCGACAGCCAGAUUGAGACUGGUCAGCUGAAGGCGGACCUGAAGGAAAAGGUCAUGUACACUCUGCUACGGAAGCAUCGCCACCAGACCAAGAAAUCCAACUUGCGCUCUCUUGCAGACAUUGGCAAGAGUGUUUCCAGUGCAAGUAGGCUGUUUUCCAACCAGGAGAACGGUAGCCCAACUACUACCCACCGAAACCUCACCUCCAACAGCCUGAGUGACUUCUCUGACAAACCAGAGAAGGACCAGCUGAAGAAUAAGUUCAUGAAAAAACUGCCCCGUGAUGCUGAGGCAUCAAAUGUGCUGGUUGGAGAGGUAGAUUUCCUGGAAACUCCCUUUGUGGCAUUUGUUCGUCUGCAGCAGGCUGUCAUGCUUGGGGCUCUAACUGAGGUCCCUGUGCCCACAAGAUUUCUCUUUGUGCUGCUGGGCCCCAAAGGUAAAGCCAAGUCCUAUCAUGAGAUUGGAAGAGCCAUCGCCACCCUGAUGUCAGAUGAGGUAUUCCAUGAUAUCGCCUACAAAGCGAAGGACAGGCAGGACCUGCUGGCUGGUAUCGAUGAGUUCCUGGAUGAGGUCAUCGUCCUGCCCCCCGGCGAGUGGGACCCUGACAUCAGGAUAGAGCCACCCAAGUCUCUGCCCUCCUCGGACAAGAGGAAGAACAUGUAUGCUGGAGUAGAGGCACCUCAGAUGAAUGGUGACACUCCCCAUGAUGCGGGACAUGGAGGGGGAGGAGGUCACCAGGUUGGAGAGGAGCUUCAGUGCACCAGGAAGUUCUGUGGAGGUCUAAUCCUGGAUAUCAAGCGGAAGCUGCCUUUUUUUGCCAGCGACUUUUAUGACGCACUACAUAUCCAGUCUCUGUCGGCCAUCUUGUUCAUCUAUCUGGGCACGGUCACCAAUGCGAUCACAUUUGGAGGCUUACUUGGAGAUGCUACAGAAAACAUGCAGGGUGUGUUGGAAAGUUUCCUGGGUACAGCACUGACAGGAGCAGUGUUCUGUCUGCUGGCUGGUCAGCCCCUGACCAUUCUCAGCAGCACAGGCCCGGUGCUCGUCUUCGAAAGACUCCUCUUCAACUUCAGCAAAGACAACGACUUCGACUACCUCGAGUUCCGGCUAUGGAUUGGCCUGUGGUCGGGUAUAUUCUGUCUGGUGCUGGUUGCCACAGACGCCAGCUUCCUGGUGCAAUACUUCACGCGCUUCACUGAGGAAGGCUUCUCUGCGCUCAUCAGCUUCAUCUUCAUCUACGACGCUUUCAAGAAGAUGAUAAAGCUGGCCCACCACAACCCCAUCAACUCUGAAUACAAUACCAACCUUGUCACUUUCUACGACUGCCGGUGCAUGCCUGGCAAUGUGUCAGAACCCCUCGAUGUCUCCUCCUGGACAAACAAUACUGAUCUGCCAGUGAAUGCCACCUGGGCAUCCCUGAACAGGCAGCAGUGUGUGGAUUACGGAGGACGGCUGGUCGGAGAGACCUGUGGUUACGUGCCUGACAUCACCCUGAUGUCCUUCAUCUUGUUCUUUGGGACCUACACCUGCUCCAUGGCUCUGAAGAAGUUCAAGACGAGCCGCUUCUUCCCCACCACCGUCAGGAAGCUCAUCAGUGACUUUGCGAUCAUCUUGACCAUUCUUCUCUUCUGUGGCGUGGACGCCUUUGUCGGUGUGGACACUCCGAAGCUCAUAGUGCCAAGUGAAUUCAAGCCCACGAGUCCAAAGAGGGGCUGGUUUAUUCCUCCUUUUGGAGGGAACCCUUGGUGGGUGUACCUGGCAGCCGCACUCCCCGCUCUGCUGGUCACCAUUCUGAUAUUUAUGGAUCAGCAGAUCACUGCUGUGAUCGUCAACAGGAAAGAGCACAAACUCAAGAAAGGGGCAGGGUAUCACUUGGACCUGUUCUGGGUGGCCAUCCUGAUGAUAAUCUGCUCUUUCAUGGGUCUGCCGUGGUACGUGGCUGCCACUGUCAUCUCCAUCGCCCACAUUGACUCCCUGAAAAUGGAGACCCAGACGUCAGCCCCCGGGGAACAGCCUAAAUUCCUCGGUGUCAGGGAGCAAAGAGUCACCGGUAUCUUUGUGUUCAUCCUCACGGGACUCUCCGUCUUCAUGGCCCCUAUCCUCAAGUUCAUUCCCAUGCCUGUGCUUUAUGGUGUCUUCCUCUACAUGGGUGUGGCGUCACUCAAUGGUGUCCAGUUCAUGGACCGCCUGCAGCUACUCCUGAUGCCAGCCAAGCACCAGCCGGACCUGAUCUACCUGCGACACGUCCCUCAGAGACGCAUCCACCUCUUCACCUUCAUCCAGGGCCUGUGUUUGGCCCUCCUCUGGAUCCUCAAGUCUACUGUGGCUGCCAUCAUCUUCCCUGUCAUGAUCUUGGCAUUGGUUGCAGUGCGCAAGGCCAUGGACUACGUGUUCUCCCAGCAUGACCUCAGCUACCUGGACGACGUCAUUCCAGAGAAAGACAAGAAGAAGAAAGAGGAUGAAAAGAAAAAGAAAAACAAGAAGAAGGGGAGCAUCGACAGUGAAAUUGAAUUUUCCGACUACCCCUACCAUGAAAAUGUCCCCAGUAUAAAAAUUUCUAUGGAUAUGAUGGAACAGGAGCCCAUGUUGGGGGAGAAAUCUUUGGAUAGACAUCAAUCCCAGACUUUCCUUAACCCGCAUUCGCCGUGCUGAGCAUUACUUUGAGUCUCCCACAGUGGCCGAGUAAUCUUGACAAAGGUUCAUACACAAAAGGUUUGCCUCAGAUUCGAAUUGGCCGGGACUCUGAGGAUAACGGCUUCUUGUGGAAGAAGGGCUCUGAAACUGAUCUGUGAAUGAAUCAUCCAAAGAUACGGCAGAACCAACACAACAUCACGAACAUAACCAUCCUCUUCUGUGCUACAGUACCGCUUCACAACGGUAUUUUUAAUCUUAUUCCUCAUGCGAGGAUUUAAAUCCGAAUGGCUGGAAGUAUUUGUCUUAAAAUUUGAAACACUGUGGUGGUACUGAAUUUUAACGAGAGCUGACACGAGAUCCGUUUGUCAUCUGCACGAUUUCCUGUGGAAAACAAAAGGGCUACUCAAGGUCAUCUGCAUGCAGUUUUUGUGGGACAUUAAUGUCUUAUUAAUGUGUGCGCUAAGGAUUUUUUAAGCAUCCAGCUAAAGAUGUAUAGGCCUAAUUCAGGAUACAGUAGGUUGGUAGAAUACAGAUGGCUUCAGACCAUAUACACCAGUCUUUAUUUACCUCUGUACAUAUGCAGAGGAAUUCCCUUCAGUUUUUUUUCUAGAUUUUUCCAAAGAACACAGAAUAUAACCAUGCUCUCUUCUGAUAGUACUGUUUUUAUAGUCCUUAUUUUUUAAUGUUCCUUGUAGCUUUUGAGUUAUAACUACUGGAUUUUUAAGAUUAAAAUAUGUUGGAGGUACUGUAUUCGGAGGCGAGCACAAGAGAAAUCCUCCUUUUCUUGUAGUGAACAAAAGGGCUACGAGGGGUCAUCUGUACACAGUCAUGAGCGGACAUUAAUUUUCUAUUUAUGGGCAUAUUAUAUACAUUUAUUAUUUAUCAGGCAUCCAUCCAAGGAUGCAUAUUCAUAAAACACACCCCGAAGAUAAUGUAAGCAUACAGUGUUUGUUUCAGUAUGGUAAGAAGUAAAUGGUUCAACACCAUAAAGACUGGAACUUCUAUUUUUGUUUCCUACUCCUUCUUUUUUUUCCUUUUUAUAUAUUUAUUAUAUUUAAACUCUUGGCAAAAUAAUUUGCUGUUUGAAUCUUACGUAUGGCUUUACCAUUUAAAUUCCCCAUUUGUGCAAAUUCUUUCUGUGGUGUGUAUCCACUCUGUCAUUUCCCUGUUUUAGGGAGAUAUAGAUGUAUUAUACCUGUUUGUAGCUCUACCUCUUAUUUUCUGUAGGUGCCAGGCAUUAUAUAUUAAAAACAUCUGUUGUGCAAUUAUUUGUGAUCAAACACUGUUUUUUUUUUUUUUUCCCAACUGGCACUACAUAGGAUCUUUGAAUCUUCACGUUGAGUUCCUUUUUGUUCUCUGACACUUAGGAUAUUAUAUAUUUGUUUUGUUUUUUUAAUAUUAAAUAAUUCUGUACAAUUUUAUGUUUUAAAUGGUAACUCCUCCAAAAUUACGUUUUAGGUUUUUCAUCCUAAAAGCAAAACAAUUUAACUAUAGAGAUAGUUAAAUGUUUUAACUAUCUCUACAGACACAGGGAACAUAAAACAUGAAAUUGCAUCUUUUUUUUGUUUUUGUUUUUAAUGUUUCAUGUACUGAAUUUGGGGGAAUGUGAUGGUCUGUCCCUUUUUAACCCAUUUGAAUGAAUGCAGUUUGUUGUUCUCACACACUUGACCAUGAACUUAACCCUAAAAGUUUAUUUGAGGUGACUUUUCCUUUAAAAUGUGAUCAUAUUUAAAAGUCAUUAAUGUGAUAAAUUUUCAAUCUUUGAGUAUAUUUUUUAUUUUUUUUAAUUAUGUAUUUUUUUUUUAAUUAAAAUCAACAUUAAAUCACUGUGAGGCAAUGCAAUGUUGUGAUUUCCAAUCCUGCAAGAACUACUGCUUUACAGUCUACAACAGACAUUUUGCUGAUUUCAUUUAAUGACAGUUUGAUGAGCCGUGAAAUGCACCAGUUUUUAGUUAUGCAAUAUCAUUUAAAUGUCUUUCUCAUGCUUUUAUUGCCAUUUGAAGUAUACACUAAUUCAGUAAAUUCAAGAUAUGAUUGCAUAUUUGAAUGUAAUACAUCUCAAUCAUUUGAAAUGUACAUUUAUUUUUUUGAAGAAAAGGACGUGCACAAUCAAUGCUGUUUUAUGAUUUGUAGUGCAAAUAAGGGCUUUAAUUCACGCUUUUAAAAUCACAUGAGUAGGCGUCAGUGUGAAGUACAAGACUGUUAAAGUUGCUCUGAACCAAAAACCAGAAACCACAUUGUCUUCCACUUUGUUCUGUAUAUCUUGACUUUUUAGUCUUUCUGGUUCUGAUUCCAAAGUUAAUGUAAUUUUUGAUGUUCUGACUCUGAAACCAAUUUUAUACAAGCAUCUAUUGUUCUCAAUAACCAUAGAUUACUCAGAAGGAAGCAGGCGUUGGUGGGAUUUUUUUUUUUUUUUUUUUUUUUUUUUUUUAUGGAGUAGUGUUUCAAAUGAAAGCAAUA